AUGGCCGACUACACAGUACCCCUCUGGCUGGACGGCAACCAAGUCGUCACCGAUACCACCUUCGAUGUCAACUCGCCCAAGACGGAAAAGAAGCUGUACAGCUGCUCAUCAGCCUCGGUCGAAGAUGCCCAGAAAGCCGUAGACUCGUGCCAACGCGCCUGGAAGUCAUGGAAGAAGACCAAGAGCACCGAGAUUCGCAAGAUCCUCCUGAAGGCUGCCGAUAUCAUGGAGAGCCGCUUGGACGAGCUGGCCGGAUACCAAAUGGAAGAGACGGGUGCUCCCGACUUCAUUGUCAAGAGCUUCAACUUGCCUACAACUGUCGAGAUGUUCAGAGAUGUUGCUGGUCGCAUUGGCAGUAUCGUCGGCAUGAUUCCUCAGACUCAAGAUGGCGGAGCUUUGGUCUUCAAGGAGCCUUACGGCGUCAUUCUGGGUAUCGCUCCUUGGAAUGCUCCCUACAUCCUUGGUUUGAGAGCAGUUAUUUAUGCUCUGGCCACCGGCAACACUGCCAUCCUCAAGGGAAGCGAGCUGUCUCCUCGUUCCUUCUGGGCCAUCGGAAGUGUCUUCCACGAGGCUGGUCUGCCCGCCGGUGUCCUCAACGUCUUGUACCACCGUCCCCAAGAUGCCGCCGCCGUUACCAACAGGCUUAUCGAGGCACCCGAAAUCAAGAAGGUCAACUUCACCGGUAGCACCGCUGUCGGUGCCAUCAUCGCAGCCAAGUCCGGUGAGAACCUCAAGCCCUGUCUCAUGGAGCUAGGCGGCAAAGCAUCAGCUCUCGUCCUCGACGAUGCAGACAUCGAGAAUGCCGCUUUCCAAUGCGCCCUGGGAGCUUUCGUCCACGCUGGUCAGAUCUGCAUGUCCACCGAGCGCAUUGUUGUCCACAAGUCCAUCCUCGAACCCUUCUCAGAAGCUCUGAAGGGCGCAAUCGCAAAGAUUUACCCCGACUCUGGUGAAGCACCUAUUUUGGUUGCUAGACCUGCAGUUGAGAAGAACCAGAAGCUCGUCAAGGAUGCUGUAGAAAAGGGUGCCAAGCUGCUUUACGGUGACUUGAACUCCAAGGAGACAAACUCACACCGUCUUCGUCCAUUCGUCGUACAGGACGUGACCAAGGAGAUGGACCUCUACUACACCGAGUCUUUCGGACCUUCCGUAUCACUUCUCACCGUCGAGUCAGACGAUGAAGCCGUGGACUAUGCCAACGACACCGAGUACGGUCUCUCUGGUGCCAUCUUCACCAAGGACUUACAAAGAGGUAUCAGACUCGCCAGACAGAUCGACAGCGGUGCUAUUCACAUCAACCAAAUGUCUGUGCAUGACGAAGCUGGCCUGCCUCAUGGUGGUGUUAAGAAGUCUGGCUGGGGACGUUUCAACCACGAGUAUGGUCUUAACGAGUUCCUGAAGCUCAAGACUGUCACCUUCGCUGGCGACUGGUGA
Aureobasidium namibiae CBS 147.97 is the source of this 1431-nucleotide messenger RNA. RefSeq names its product salicylaldehyde dehydrogenase. Bases 1 to 1431 code for a protein of 476 amino acids. Gene Ontology annotation, molecular function: succinate-semialdehyde dehydrogenase (NAD+) activity. NCBI's taxonomy places the organism in Eukaryota, Fungi, Ascomycota, Dothideomycetes, Dothideales, Saccotheciaceae. The transcript is spliced from 2 exons. The record is from RefSeq and is a predicted model, not a curated record.